Molecule: messenger RNA, 1055 nt
Organism: Dentiscutata heterogama
Lineage: Eukaryota; Fungi; Glomeromycota; Glomeromycetes; Diversisporales; Gigasporaceae
Source: the annotation of a GenBank genome assembly
AUUUUACGGCUAACAAGAAUUAUGGGUCGAAAUCUGGAAUGGGACUAAGGUUAAACAGUCGCAAAACGUGGCCCCCUGCAGCCUCUGAAUGGGGAAUAGCUUUAAAAGCCGUCAUUAUGGAAACUAUAUUACUAGAGAAGAAAAAUACAGAAAAUGAUAAUUCUCAAGCAGGAGUCGGUACUUGGAGUAGAGUGAAUGAUUUGGAUAGUCUUUUGACGUUUGGUGUUAAACCAGAUAUGGAUCAUUGUAGUGAUCCUAAUGCAUUAGAAGCAUUGGAUACGCUUUAUAUGGAUUAUAAACCUCCUUACCCGAUCAAUGUGAUAAUAACUCCAAGUUCAUUAGAAAUGUAUAAUCGCCUAUUUGUAUUUCUUUUACGAAUGUUACGAAUGGGUGUAGUAAGUCGUCAUAUAUAUCGGCUCUUACAUGAUCGGUACCUUAUUGAUGAUAAAGAUACUGUAGAAGACAAGAAUCUGGCGCAAAAAUUUCGAUUUGAAGCACAACAAUUUAUUUCAGCACUUCAGGGGUAUACAUUCGAUGUAGCAGUAUCAUCUACUUGGUCACAUUUUGAAAAAUAUUUGAAAAAAGUUAAAAAGGAAUUGAAAUUUCAAUUAGCGCGUGAGCAUUCAUAUGGUGCAAGCCCUUUAGACAGUCAUUCAGAUUCUCUUUCAACUGAUAUCACGGAUGAUAUUGAAGAAAACAAUGAUGAUGAUAAUAAUGAAUGCGUUAGGGAUCUUGAAUCAUUGCGUGCUUAUCACAAUCACGUUCUAGAUCGCAUGCUUUUUCAAUGUCUACUUGUAAAGGAGCAAGAGCCAAUUACGGAAAUUCUUAAUAGAAUUCAGACUCUAAUACUCGAAUUUGCCAAACACUUGCAAAUACGACGUUCUCGUACUUUUGAUGUACAUAUGCGACUUGAGUAUUGGAGAAAGAUCAAAAAUUUAUAUGAUCAAUUUCGCUCACAUGUGGGAACGUUAAUCAAAACACUAAUAGCACUUGAAGAAAAAGGCGGAGGAAGAAUGAGCAACAUCAUAUCUACUUUUCGUUUUUUAGUAAAAUAG